AUGCUAAGAUCUGUAAUCAACAAAAAGGUAGGAAGCAAGCUGGGGAACAGAUUCUUCUCGAGAGAGUCUGUGCCUUACGACGAAACGAUCGGAAACUUACGUCUAUCCAAGGAUACCAAGGUCAUCAUCCAAGGGUUUACUGGUAGACAGGCCACGUUCCACGCCAAAUUGUCACAGGAGUACGGUACUAAUAUCGUGGGAGGUACCAACCCAAAGAAGGCCGGUCAGACGCAUCUUGGCCAACCAGUUUUUGCCUCCGUCGCAGAAGCUGUCAAGCAAACUGGUGCCACAGCUUCGGGUAUCUUUGUUCCUCCCCCAAUCGCCGCCAAGGCUAUCCAAGAGGCAAUCGAAGCUGAGAUUCCACUAGCUGUGUGUAUUACUGAGGGUAUACCACAACACGAUAUGCUGUACGUUGCUGAGAUGCUGAAAUCACAACAAAAGACACGUCUCGUCGGUCCAAAUUGUCCUGGUAUCAUGUCCCCAGAGAGCCGUGUUCGUAUCGGUAUUCAACCUUCCAAGAUUUUCUCCCCCGGUAAAAUCGGUAUUGUCUCCAAAUCUGGUACGUUGACUUACGAGGCCGUUCAACAAACCACUAUCACCGGUUUGGGUCAAUCAUUAGUCAUUGGUAUCGGUGGUGAUGCUUUCCCAGGUACUGAUUUCAUCGAUGCUUUGAAAUUUUUCAUGAACGAUCCUUCUACCGAAGGUAUCGUUAUGCUGGGUGAGAUUGGUGGUAAAGCAGAAAUCGAAGCUGCUGAAUUCCUAAAGGAAUACAACUUGAAACGUUCUACCCCUAUGCCAGUUGCCUCUUUCAUCGCCGGAACUGUUGCUGGUCAAAUGAAGGGUGUUAGAAUGGGUCACUCCGGUGCUAUCGUUGAAGGCUCCGGUACCGAUGCUGAAUCCAAGAAGGCUGCCUUGAGACAAGCCGGUGUUGCCGUGGUGGAGUCUCCAGGUCGUUUGGGUGAAGCUUUGGUAAAACAAUUCGCUCAAUUGUAA
Molecule: messenger RNA, 993 nt
Organism: Lachancea nothofagi CBS 11611
Lineage: Eukaryota; Fungi; Ascomycota; Saccharomycetes; Saccharomycetales; Saccharomycetaceae
Source: the annotation of a GenBank genome assembly